AUGGCUCCUUCUCCUUCCUUUCUCAUUGGCCCACCAGAGAUUUACCGCGGUGCCCCACUCACCACCACCGCAAGAACUCAAAAACCACAAACAAAAGCUCCUGUAUGGUACCCUCAGAUGGAGAUUCCUACCUUAACCCCUUGCCAGUUUCUCUUCUUCAAAAUCACUCCCAGUACACCCCCUGAAACUCUAUUUCGCUGGUUAGAACGUGCCUGGAAAGAAGACCCAAAUACCACUCUCAAGCUCAUUUGCUAUCUUGGAUUAGCCACCAUAAAGGGAAAACCUAAUAAACAUGCGUUCUUUAACUCGGUUCUUUGGCUUCACAAAUACCAACAUUAUGUUCUUGCAUCAAAUCUUGCAGUCUUGGCAAGUUUUGGGUACUUGAAAGAUCUUCCGGAAAUCUUGUAUCGAAUCUUGGUGUUUGAGAUGGAAAAUGGAGGUUACAGUCAAAGCAGCAUGUUAAAUCAAGGAGAGAAUGUGAAAAUGGUUCGGAUCGAGAAUGAAGAGAUGGAGAAGGAGGAAACGAGGGUUCUGAGGAGGGAGACAGACAUGUUUUGGGCUGAAUGUGCAGUCUUUUUUCACCGAACUGUUUCAGCAUAUCAUUUCUUGCACAAUUGUGUUGCAGAUAUUUAUGCAGAUUUGCUGAAGUCUGAUAUCGAAUUCUUGAACUUGGGUGAGGUUGAAAAGAUUAGUUUGGCUGCAAAAUGGUGUCCUUCUGUCAAUAGUUUCUAUGAUAGGAGAACUCUGAUCUGUGAAAGUGUUGCAAAGGCAGUUUUCCCUUUUGAUUCAGACCCCGGGUACUUUGAUAUUGAAAAUGCUCACUAUGUUUAUAGGGUUCGAAAUCGCUUGAUGAAAGAAGUUCUUGUUCCUCUUCGUAAAGCCCUUGUGAGUAGAACAAGGUGUGAUCCAAUCACACACAGGCCUAUUAGGCCUAUUGUGUCAACCACUGUGAAGAAAAUGUAUUCAGGGCUUUGGACUGCGGACUACAAUAAAAGGUUUAACGUUUACGUGGAGAUUGCAGCAAGAACAAUGAAGAAAAAAAAGUUGUUGCUUCCUCAUGAAAUUGUAGCUUUGUUGAGGGAUGAAAGUAGCAGCAUGGUUGCAGAGUCUAAAUGGGAAAGGCUUGUUAACUACUUGAAAAGGAAAGGGAGCUUGAAGAAUUGUUUGGCAGUUUUUGGGAUAUCAAGGGACAUGAACAAAAUGCAGAAGGAUAUUUGUGUAUCGAUGGGGUUGUUAGUUUCAGAACUCAGUGAAGAACCAUGGAAGGGCAGGAUUGUAUCUUUUGGUGAAGAUCCUAAGAUUCGCAUGAUUCAAGGAAGUAAUCUUCGAGCCAAGAAUGAGUUCAUGAGGCAAUUGGACUAUAGUAAGGCUGAAAAUAUUAAGAGGGUGUUUGAUCAAAUAUUCGAAUUUGCUCUUGCGGAAAAGAUUAGCCAAGAGAAUAUGCCACAAAAGAUAUUUGUUUUCACUGACAUGGGAUUACAGCAGGUAUCUGCUUGCUUGUGGGGCAUGUGGGGAAGUUAUAGGAGAAGGAGAGGGUGUACAACAUUGCCAGAGAUUGUAUUUUGGAAUUUAAGAGGUGAAACUGGUAUCUUGAAUUUCCCAGCAAGGAACUUGAAUAGGGUGACGAUGGUUGACGGGUUUUCGAAUGAUUCAUUGGCAGCUUUGCUAGAGAGAGAUGUGGUUCCAACUCUAGAAGAUUUGAUGAGGUCAAUUGGGCCAGAUAAUAUUUUGAAAUCAACCAUUUCUGGAGAUUUGUAUGACAAUUUACUUGUAUAA
Molecule: messenger RNA, 1776 nt
Organism: Populus euphratica (Euphrates poplar)
Lineage: Eukaryota; Viridiplantae; Streptophyta; Magnoliopsida; Malpighiales; Salicaceae
Exons: 1
Coding region: 1-1776 (591 amino acids)
Source: RefSeq, a predicted model, not a curated record